UUUUCAAAGCAUUUUCCAUUUUCCACUUUCCACUGAAGUCCGACUCUUUAUACUGUAGAUGUUGGAGAUUUAUAUAUAAAGCUAACAAGUGACAAUCCAAUCAAGACUCCAAACAGCCAUUCUCGAGAGAGGAAGAUCAUUUUGCAGAAGCACCUCAACCAUCCCCAACUGGAAACGUCCCCAAUGGUCAACAAGAGAAUCCGAGAAGCCGUCUUUUCCUCCUCGUCUUCUUCGAUCUCUCGAUGGAAUCCCGAUGUCUUUUUGAGUACUUUCAGUCAGGAUCCGAGCGACGACCUCUACAGUGCUUUGGUCGAAAAAGGGAUUCGCACUUUCAGAGACGACGAAGACGACCACAAGCGAAGAGAGAAAGCAAUUGAACAAUCUAGGAUCGCCAUAGUCCUUUUCUCAAGAAAAUACGUUUCUUCGAUUUGGUGUUUGGAUGAACUGUUGAAGAUACUUGAAUGCAGAAGCAGCAUCAGGACUGCUCUUACUGUUUUACCUGUUUUCUGUGAUGUCGAUCCUUCGGAUGUACGGAAACAGACUGGUAGUUUGGAGGAAGUGUUUGCCAGAUAUGGAGAGCUUUUCAAAGAUGAAAAAGAGAAGGUAGAGAGGUGGAGGGCAGCACUUACUAAAGUUGCUAAUCUUUCUGGUUGGGAUCUGCAUAACGUUUCCAAUGGGCAGGUGGGAAAAUUUAUCCAAAGAAUUGUCGAUGAUGUUGUUUUGAUUAAAAGAAGUCGAACACCAUUGAACAUCGCUUGUUAUCUUGUUGGAAUAGAUUCCCGUGUUGCAACAUUGAUGAAUUCAUAUAUAUAUCUCCCUCUAUGUGUUCAUAAAAAAGAAUAUCUUUCUCCGUGUGAAGUUCGUAUCAUAGGGAUUUGUGGUUUUAGUGGAUUGGGUAAGACAACCAUUGCGAAGGCCGUAUAUAAUAAAAUUUAUCAUAGGUUUGAAGGUUGCAGUUUUCUUGAGAAUGUUAGAGAAGUUUCACAACAACCCAAUGGUCUAACUCAGCUACAAGAACAACUCCUUUCUGAUGUCCUUGUGAAGAAAAACUUGAAGAUAAGCAACGUUGAUAGAGGAAUAAAUAUGAUCAAACAAAGGCUUCACUGCAAAAGGGUUCUUAUCGUUAUUGAUGAUGUUGAUCAUCCAGAGCAAUUAAAUGCAUUGGCUAUUAAGCAUGAUUCAUUUGGUAUUGGACGUAGAAUCAUUGUCAUUUCAAGGGAUGAACAUUUGCUAAACGAGGCUGAAACGUGUCAAAUUUAUCAUCCUGAAGAGUUGGACUCUCGUGAAUCUCUUCAACUCUUUAGUUGGCAUGCAUUUAAGAAUGAUUCUCCACCAGAUGACUACAAGGAGCUUUCAAAGGAGGUAGUCGGUAAUGUCAAAGGACAUCCAUUAGCUCUUGAGGUUAUGGGUUCUUCAAUGUUUGGCAAAAGAAGCUUAUCUGAAUGGGAGAAUGUAUUAGCCAAACUAAAAAGAACUCCUGGUGAUCAAAUUCAAAAAAAACUUAGAUUAAGUUUUUAUGAUUUAGACGACACAGAGAAGGACAUUUUCCUUGAUAUCGCAUGCUUCUUUAUUGGAAUGGACCAAAGCUAUGUAUCUAAAAUACUAGAUGGAUGCAACUUGUUUCCAGAUAUCGGAAUCCGUAUUCUCAUUCAAAAAUCUCUUAUUACAAUUGAUAGAGACCAGAAACUAAGGAUGCAUGAUCUUCUUCGAGAGAUGGCAAAAGAAAUUGUUCGUGAAGAAUCUCCUGAACAAUCAGGAAAACGUACAAGAUUGUGGUCACGAGAGGAUGUUUGUGAUGUAUUGGUCAAACAUGAGGGAACCAAAUCUGUUGAAGGUAUCAUCCUAAACAUUUCUCAAUUUGAGGAUGUGUGUUUUAAUACUGAAGCAUUUGUAGGCAUGCAUGAUCUAAGAUUGCUUCAACUCAAUAAUGUAAGCCUAAGGGGAGGAUAUGAACAUCUCUCUAAGAAAUUAAGAUGCCUUUGUUGGCAUGGAUUCCCUUUGAAUUCUAUACCUACCGAUUUUGACAUGGAGAAUCUUAUUGUUCUUCACAUGGAAAAUAGCUGUGUUAAUGAGGUUUGGAAGGAAAUCAAGCUGCUCAAAAGGUUGAAAAUCCUGAACCUUAGUCAUUCGAGUUACUUAACGAAAACCCCCAACUUCUCAGGAGUCCCCAAUCUUGAGGAACUGAUCCUUGAAGAUUGUAAAAGUCUGGUUGAGGUUCACCGAUCCAUUGGGUAUCUUGACAAACUUUUUGUGUUGAAUUUGAGAAAUUGCAAUAACCUUAAGAAGCUUCCAGACAGAAUUGGUAUGUUGAGAUCUCUGGAGGAACUGAUCCUUGAAGAUUGUGAAAGUCUGGUUGAGGUUCACCAAUCCAUUGGAUAUCUUGACAAGCUUAUUGUCUUGAAUUUGAAAAACUGCAAUAAUCUUUUGAAGCUUCCAGACAGCAUUGGUAUGUUGAGAUCUCUUGAAGAACUCAAUCUUUAUGGUUGCUCAAAACUGGUGCAAUCUACUUCAUGGUUUUCUUCAUUCCCCCAAUAUCUCUGUUCGCUAAGAAGAAAGCGUACUUGUACCUCUUUGCUUCCUGCUUCUUUCUCUGGUUUAUGCUCUCUGAUAAAAGUAGAUUUCAGUUACUGCAAUCUGUCAGAAGAUUUGAUUCCCAAUGAUUUCUGGAGCUUGCCAUUGUUGAAUGAAUUAAAAUUGGAGGGGAACAGAUUGUGCACCCUACCAGCCAGCAUUAGACAUCUUUCUCGGCUUGAAUCGUUAACACUGAGACAUUGUGGAGAUCUCAAACUAAUGACAGAUCUUCCGUCAAGUUUAUCGAAUUUGGAUCUAGAAGGUUGCUCAAAAAUGGAAAUAUUACCAUCCAACAUCAGUGAUCUGUCUCGACUUUUGUGUCUUAAUCUGAAUGGAUGUAGGGGGCUACAGUCAUUUCCAAAGCUUUCAUCGCACUUAAAGCAGUUGCUGACAAGCGGUUGCACAUCUUUGCACGGAAUAGACGUUGUGGACUUACAGUAUUUACGAUAUUUAGUUGUCAACUAUGAUUACUUCUGUAGUAAAUCGGAUGAAAUAAGUUGUCUUCCUAAUCUUGAGAUCCUAACUUUGGAAGGCUGUGAGAGUCCUCAAACACUGCCAAAGCUUCCAUCAAAUUUAGAAACCAUGUUUGUAGAUGAUGACAUAACGAACUUCCAAUGUGAGGAGAUUCAGAGCAUGGAAACUUCUCAAUCUAUGCAAUGCAUUCGCGUGGAAGAGUGCCGCCAUCUGGGGAACACCUUGAGGAAGAAUAGCCUUUUCCAGGAUAUACAUAGGGGUUUUGAAGUAUGGGGUCGUGGGAGUGAGAUUCCGGAAUGGAUAAGCCAUCAAAAUAUGGGGUCUUCAAUAUCCUUUGAGGUAUCUGCCUGUUUGGGUUGUAAGAUCCAAGGGUUGGAUGUAUCUGCUGUUUUUUCAACUGGAAAAGAACUCGAACUAUUCCGUUCUAUCACUGUAAUUUAUAAUAAAACCAAAGAUAUUCAAUGGGAACCCAUUGUCGGAACAUCGCAACUCAGACGUCACCUAUUUCUACAAUUAUGGGUGCGCCAUGUUACAAUUGCUGAGCUUCGGGAUUUCUCGGAAUGCGAAGUUGGAUAUGGCAAUAACUUCGAAGUUGGGGAUCAAGUGGAGGUUUCAGUAGAAAUUUUGGAAAUGAUGGGUGGAGGAAGUUUGCAAGUGAAGAGGUGUGGAGUCCUGCUUGUCCACAGGCCAGAUGAGGAGAAGAACCUAUCAGAUGAUCGAUCGAUGGUGGAAUAUAUGUCUGCUUCUGUUGGUGAUGUUGUUAUGGAUAGAAAAGAAUCAGUAUUGGUUCACAUCGAAGAUGAGAAUGAGAGUGGCCACAAUGAGGGCAUUGCAGGAUUUGGCAUUGAUGCCAAAAGAUUGGGGAUUGGCCUGUGUCCGACUCUUUAUACUGUAGAUGUUGGAGAUUUAUAUAUAAAGCUAACAAGUGACAAUCCAAUCAAGACUCCAAACAGCCAUUCUCGAGAGAGGAAGAUCAUUUUGCAGAAGCACCUCAACCAUCCCCAACUGGAAACGUCCCCAAUGGUCAACAAGAGAAUCCGAGAAGCCGUCUUUUCCUCCUCGUCUUCUUCGAUCUCUCGAUGGAAUCCCGAUGUCUUUUUGAGUACUUUCAGUCAGGAUCCGAGCGACGACCUCUACAGUGCUUUGGUCGAAAAAGGGAUUCGCACUUUCAGAGACGACGAAGACGACCACAAGCGAAGAGAGAAAGCAAUUGAACAAUCUAGGAUCGCCAUAGUCCUUUUCUCAAGAAAAUACGUUUCUUCGAUUUGGUGUUUGGAUGAACUGUUGAAGAUACUUGAAUGCAGAAGCAGCAUCAGGACUGCUCUUACUGUUUUACCUGUUUUCUGUGAUGUCGAUCCUUCGGAUGUACGGAAACAGACUGGUAGUUUGGAGGAAGUGUUUGCCAGAUAUGGAGAGCUUUUCAAAGAUGAAAAAGAGAAGGUAGAGAGGUGGAGGGCAGCACUUACUAAAGUUGCUAAUCUUUCUGGUUGGGAUCUGCAUAACGUUUCCAAUGGGCAGGUGGGAAAAUUUAUCCAAAGAAUUGUCGAUGAUGUUGUUUUGAUUAAAAGAAGUCGAACACCAUUGAACAUCGCUUGUUAUCUUGUUGGAAUAGAUUCCCGUGUUGCAACAUUGAUGAAUUCAUAUAUAUAUCUCCCUCUAUGUGUUCAUAAAAAAGAAUAUCUUUCUCCGUGUGAAGUUCGUAUCAUAGGGAUUUGUGGUUUUAGUGGAUUGGGUAAGACAACCAUUGCGAAGGCCGUAUAUAAUAAAAUUUAUCAUAGGUUUGAAGGUUGCAGUUUUCUUGAGAAUGUUAGAGAAGUUUCACAACAACCCAAUGGUCUAACUCAGCUACAAGAACAACUCCUUUCUGAUGUCCUUGUGAAGAAAAACUUGAAGAUAAGCAACGUUGAUAGAGGAAUAAAUAUGAUCAAACAAAGGCUUCACUGCAAAAGGGUUCUUAUCGUUAUUGAUGAUGUUGAUCAUUCAGAGCAAUUAAAUGCAUUGGCUGUCAAGCAUGAUUCAUUUGGUAUUGGAAGUAGAAUCAUUGUCAUUUCAAGGGAUGAACAUUUGCUAAACAAGGCUGAACCGUGUCAAAUUUAUCAUCCUGAAGAGUUGGACUCUCGUGAAUCUCUUCAACUCUUUAGUUGGCAUGCAUUUAAGAAUGAUUCUCCACUAGAUGACUACAAGGAGCUUUCAAAGGAGGUAGUCGGUAAUGUCAAAGGACAUCCAUUAGCUCUUGAGGUUAUGGGUUCUUCAAUGUUUGGCAAAAGAAGCUUAUCUGAAUGGGAGAAUGUAUUAGCCAAACUAAAAAGAACUCCUGGUGAUCAAAUUCAAAAAAAACUUAGAUUAAGUUUUUAUGAUUUAGACGACCCAGAGAAGGACAUUUUCCUGGAUAUCGCAUGCUUCUUUAUUGGAAUGGACCAAAUCUAUGUAUCCAAAAUACUAGAUGGAUGCAACUUGUUUCCAGAUAUUGGAAUCCGUAUUCUCAUUCAAAAAUCUCUUAUUACAAUUGAUAGAGACCAGAAACUAAGGAUGCAUGAUCUUCUUCGAGAGAUGGCAAAAGAAAUUGUUCGUGAAGAAUCUCCUGAACAACCAGGACAACGUACAAGAUUGUGGUCACGAGAGGAUGUUUGUGAUGUAUUGGUGAAACAUGAGGGAACCAAAUCUGUUGAAGGUAUCAUCCUAAACGUUUCUCAAUUUGAGGAUGUGUGUUUUAAUACUGAAGCAUUUGUAGGCAUGCAUAAUCUAAGACUGCUUCAACUCAAUAAUGUAAGCCUAAGGGGAGGAUAUGAACAUCUCUCUAAGAAAUUAAGAUGCCUUUGUUGGCAUGGAUUCCCUUUGAAUUCUAUACCUACCAAUUUCGACAUGGAGAAUCUUAUUGUUCUUCACAUGGAAAAUAGCUGUGUUAAAGAGGUUUGGGAGGAAAUCAAGCUGCUCAAAAGGUUGAAAAUCCUGAACCUUAGUCAUUCAAGUUACUUAACGAAAACCCCCAACUUCUCAGGAGUCCCCAAUCUUGAGGAACUGAUCCUUGAAGAUUGUAAAAGUCUGGUUGAGGUUCACCGAUCCAUUGGGUAUCUUGACAAACUUUUUGUGUUGAAUUUGAGAAAUUGCAAUAACCUUAAGAAGCUGCCAGACAGCAUUGGUAUGUUGAGAUCUCUAGAGGAACUGAUCCUUGAAGAUUGUGAAAGUCUGGUUGAGGUUCACCAAUCCAUUGGGUAUCUUGAUAAGCUUAUUGUCUUGAAUUUGAAAAACUGCAAUAAUCUUUUGAAGCUUCCAGACAGCAUUGGUAUGUUGAGAUCUCUUGAAGAACUCAAUCUCUAUGGUUGCUCAAAACAGGUGCAAUGUACUUCAUGGUUUUCUUCAUUCCCCCAAUAUCUCGGUUCGCUAAGAAGAAAGCGUACUUGUACCAAUUUGCUUCCUGCUUCUUUCUCUGGUUUAUGCUCUCUAAUAAAAGUAGAUUUCAGUUACUGCAAUCUGUCAGAAGAUUUGAUUCCCAAUGAUUUCUGGAGCUUGCCAUUGUUGAAUGACUUAAAAUUGGAAGGGAACAGAUUGUGCACCCUACCAGCCAGCAUCAGACAUCUUUCUCGUCUUGAAUCGUUAACACUGAGAAAUUGUGGAGAUCUCAGGCUAAUGACAGAUCUUCCAUCAAGUUUAUCGAAUUUGGAUCUAGAAGGUUGCUCAAAAAUGGAAAUAUUACCAUCCAACAUCAGUGAUCUGUCUCGACUUUUGGGUUUUGAAGUAUGGGGUCGUGGGAGUGAGAUUCCAGAAUGGAUAAGCCAUCAAAAUAUGGGUUCUUCAAUAUCCUUUGAGGUAUCUGCCUGUUUGGGUUGUAAGAUCCAAGGAUUGGAUGUAUCUGCUGUUUUUUCAACAGGAGAAGAACUCGAACUAUUCCGUUCUCUCACUGUAAUUUGUAAUAAAACCAAAGAUAUUCAAUGGGAACCUGUUGUUGGAACAUGGCAUGUCAGACGUCAGCCAUUUCUACAUGUUCAAGACGAAUUGUGGGUGCGCCAUGUUACAAUUGCUGAGCUUCGGGAUUUCUCGGAAUGCGAAGUUGGAUUUGGCAAUAACUUUGAAGUUGGGGAUCAAGUGGAGGUUUCAGUAGAAAUUUCGGAUAUCAGUGGAGGAAGUUUGCAAGUGAAGAAGUGUGGAGUCCUGCUGGUCCACAGGCCAGAUGAGGAGAAUAACCUGUCAGAUGAUCGAUCAAUGGUGGAAUAUAUGUCUGCUUCAGUUGGCGAUGUUGUUAUGGAUGGAAAAGAAUCAGUAUCGGUUCACAUUGAAGAUGAGAAUAAGAGUGGCCACAAUGAGGGCAUAGCAGGAUUCGGCAUUGUUGCCAAAAGGUCGAGGAUUGGCCUGUAA
Molecule: messenger RNA, 7398 nt
Organism: Macadamia integrifolia
Lineage: Eukaryota; Viridiplantae; Streptophyta; Magnoliopsida; Proteales; Proteaceae
Product: probable disease resistance protein At4g19520
Exons: 10
Coding region: 184-7398 (2404 amino acids)
Biological process (GO): defense response; signal transduction
Molecular function (GO): ADP binding; ATP hydrolysis activity
Source: RefSeq, a predicted model, not a curated record